GCCAUUUUGGCUCACAUGCUUCCCGCCCUCAGUCCAAUCAGGGGGAGCGCAGGUGUGCUGAUGAAGCUGCCAGAUUUGACUCCAGCAGUGGGUGGUCCGGUGCAGCGCUUGACGUGGUCAGAGGGGGUAAAUCCGGUGGUCGGAGACGAAGCCGCUGCUGGGCGCUCUUCAUUCUACCGCCUGCCCGUGUUCUGGCACGCAUCACAGCCGCUCGUGGCCAAAGAGUUGCUUCGGCCCGCUCCUCGCCAGAGCUUGGUUCCCUCCGAACUGACGGCGCUGUUGUUCCCACAGACCACGCAGUACCAGAGCAUGCCACAGGGUCCACGUACGCGCCCCGUGGAAGUUUGGUGCGGCUCCAAUGAAAUAGUUGUGCGCGUGGACCGCUUUCAAUUGCGCGCGUGGCCACAUCCGGCUCUGUACAAUCUGGGCUCGUGUCAGCCCACCAGUGUGACCUCACACUUUCUAUUUUUCCACUACGCACUGACCGACUGUGGGUCUGCAUCGCAGGUGCUUGCCAGUGGUCAGUUGGUGUAUUCUUAUGUGCUUUAUUAUAGUCCACUGCCGCAAGGCUACAUCAUCCGUGAACUACCAUUCAAGCUCCCCAUCCACUGCUAUUACAACAGGUUUCAUUACUCUUACCAAGUUGGCUACGUACCCCAGGUUCAGCACACAACCUUCAUAAAGAGUCUCAGAACUAAACUCCGCUUCAGCCUCACUGUCUGCAAUGCCCAGUGGGAGCCCCUCUCUCCUGGCCACUCUUUUGUCCUGGGGGAGCCGGUGAAUUUUGUUGCCCAGACUGGAAGCCUCUUGCCAGGCGAGAAGCUGUUUGUUGACUCCUGCUAUGUGACGCACUCCAAAAACCCAAACAGCAUGCCCAAAGUGGAUAUCAUCACUAACUACGGCUGUAUGACAGAGAGCCGGAGGGAAGGUAGUUCUUCCUCCUUCUGGUCAAGGAGUGGUAGCAUGCUUAAGUUUUCAAUCAAUGCCUUUCUCUUCAGGGAUGUCUCACAGGUCCUGUACCUUCACUGUUCAAUGUCAGUUGGUGUCACCACUUCCCAUUCAUCAAAGUCUUGUAACUACAACAAAACUUCUGCAAGGUGGGAGGAGCUGGAUGCACCAAUGUCAAUGUGCUCUUGCUGUGAUUCCAUAUGUGGGAAGAUGCAGGACUCUGUGAAGAACACAGUUAUCAGUCCUGGCUGGCUCACUCACCAAAAAAAUGAAGAGGGGUCAAGCAUGAAGGAUUCACCUUUUCAAUCAGAGGAGCAACAAGACUGGGUGGAUCAGAAAGAACUGAGAAAACACAAAGGUCACUUUACAAAAAUAGAAACGUUUUCAUCAGUGACCAAGAUGGAACAUAAGACUUCUGUGUUCCCGGAUAGAGAGGAAGUACUGAGGCCCCGCACAGCAAUUAGCAUGUCUAGUACAAAUAAUCAGGAAUGGAUGGAAGAGGGUCUGCCAACCCUGACUGACAGCCAGAGGACAGAACCAAAACAAGAUGUGUUUGAGAGCAGAGAAGUUGCAUCUUCUGCCUACAAUGGUUCUAUGAGGGGUUCAUUUAGUGACAACAGUACUGUCACUCCAAGAGGUGCUUCUAGAAACACAACCUUUACUGCACAAAACUCCAGCAUUGAUCUUGGUUCUGCUGAAAAAAAUUCCACAGAUUUGAUUGCCAUUGCUGAACUGUGCUCUAACAUCGAUAAGAGUUGCCCACCCAAGGCUGGUAUGAUCAAGGUUGGAAGUAGGAACACAAGUGCAGAGCACACACACCUUAUCCGAACUACUGCAUCUGAUACCACUAGACUGGAGCUAAGUGCUGGAGAACAGUCUGCCAACAGUAAGGCUAAAACAGACUCUCCAGAAUUUGAUGAUGUCAGUGAAUCAUCUGAGAGCAGAUUUUGGUCACAAACUUUAGACACUACUCUCUUUGUGUCUACCGAUAAAUUGAUUGGCAGACAACUGGAAAGGAUACCAGAGCCAGCAGCCUACUAUGCUGACAGUAAAGGACUUGAUGGAGCUGUGCUUCAAGGUCUACAGAUCAAAGAAAUGGAAUCAGACCUAUCUGCUAACUUCAAAGGCCCAACAUGUGUUGAUAAGUCUAAUUCUGGAAUUGAAGAUGAAGUGCUCCAUCAUGGUCAGUUUGCUGUAACAGCCAAGACAAAGAAAGAAGCAGAUGACUACUUUGGUGUCGCUUCAGGUUCUCCAAGUUUUGAAGAAGUGCUUGAUAAUGCUGAUCACUCUGCUGUGAUGAUAGUCACAAGUAAGUGCAUGAAAGCAGGCACAUAUCUGACGAGGAGUGGCCCAUAGGAGAGCAAGGAAUAUGGAAUUGAUUAACUGACCAAGUAUUUGAAUAUGCAAAUCAGAGGGAAAUGGACAUGACAAAUUUAUCAUUUUGCAGUCUCUGUACUUUAGACAUGGACAUUUCCUCUUCUGGGAAAACUAGCAUGACUGACUGUGUCAGAAAUUUGUUGUUAAGAAUGAAACAAAACUACUGUAGUGUCACCUGUUGUGUAAUUCAGGUAAUAAAUUGCAUCAUAAUUCUA
Molecule: messenger RNA, 2540 nt
Organism: Phyllopteryx taeniolatus (common seadragon)
Lineage: Eukaryota; Metazoa; Chordata; Actinopteri; Syngnathiformes; Syngnathidae
Exons: 9
Coding region: 16-2304 (762 amino acids)
Biological process (GO): egg coat formation; binding of sperm to zona pellucida; positive regulation of acrosome reaction
Cellular component (GO): extracellular matrix
Molecular function (GO): acrosin binding
Source: RefSeq, a predicted model, not a curated record